AUGCUGCGUGGUCGCGACCGUAGCGCCGAACAGCUGACGGGCAGCGCAGCAUCUCCUGGAAGCACACUCGGCGACUCCGGGUCCUUCUGCGAGCAGGCGUGGCGCAGCGCGGCCCGAGGAGCGGGUGAAAGCGAUCGUGCGUAUGAGUUUCGUACAGGGGUCAAGGUGCGCCAGGACGGCAAGCGGAGAAGGCAGGCGGCUCCGGCGCCCGAGGCGACGUCCACCACCGCGCACGGCGCCGCGAGCGCCGCGCGGCCCGUCGUGCGCCAGAGGCCGGCGGCGUGUGGGAAGCUGGCCGCGCGUGGGAAGCCCGCCGCGCGUGGGGAGUAG
Prorocentrum cordatum is the source of this 330-nucleotide messenger RNA. The record is from the annotation of a GenBank genome assembly. Lineage: Eukaryota; Dinophyceae; Prorocentrales; Prorocentraceae.